AUGGCUGUGAUUAAGACCCCAUCUCUGUCUUCUACAGUGACCAGGACCGUGUGUGCUGAACAAUGCGACGGCAGGUGCUAUGGGCCCUACGUCAGUGACUGCUGCCAUCGAGAAUGCGCCGGAGGCUGCUCAGGACCAAAGGACACUGACUGCUUUGCCUGCAUGAACUUCAAUGACAGUGGAGCCUGUGUUACUCAGUGUCCCCAAACAUUCGUCUACAAUCCAACCACCUUUCAACUGGAACACAACUUCAAUGCAAAGUACACAUAUGGAGCAUUCUGUGUUAAGAAAUGUCCACAUAACUUCGUGGUAGAUUCCAGUUCUUGUGUACGAGCCUGCCCUAGUUCCAAGAUGGAAGUCGAAGAAAAUGGAAUUAAAAUGUGUAAGCCUUGCACUGAUAUUUGCCCCAAAGCAUGUGAUGGAAUCGGCACCGGAUCCUUGAUGUCUGCUCAGACUGUGGAUUCCAGUAACAUUGACAAAUUCAUAAACUGCACCAAGAUCAACGGGAAUCUCAUCUUUCUUGUGACUGGCAUUCAUGGGGACCCUUACAAUGCUAUUGACGCCAUAGACCCAGAGAAACUGAAUGUCUUUCGGACAGUCAGAGAAAUAACAGGUUUCCUGAACAUACAAUCUUGGCCACCAAAUAUGACAGAUUUUAGUGUUUUCUCCAACCUUGUCACCAUUGGAGGAAGAGUUCUCUACAGGUAGGUGAAUAUGUUUGGUGCAGUCAGCUGCUUGAAUAUAGAGAGGACUAUCACAAGCUUUUUAAUGUUAUGAUAGUCUAUUGAUUAAUUCCAAAAAUGUGCCUCCUGAAAUAAUCCCUGAUGUGACAUGAGACACACAGAAUUCCUAGUUUGGUUUUUAACUGCUUAUUGCCUGGGCAGAUAUUAAUGUGUUUCUGGUAUAAGGCAUGUAAUAUGAUCUGUAUAAUUGAACUUUAUAUGUAUUUUAUGUCAUACUAAGACAUAAAUGUAGACGACUCAGUAAUGACUCGAGUGUGUGGGGAACAUUUUCUGCUGUAGCCAGGGGUUUGAGUUCUCUCUCUGAUGCCAUUGUUUGCACCACACAUCCUAUGUUGAUGUUACUGUUGUAGGUUCCCUAUUCUUAGUGUUGAAUAAUAAACAGAGAGGUCAUUAGUGGGAGAGGAAGCACC
Messenger RNA from Rattus rattus (black rat), 1153 nucleotides. RefSeq names its product receptor tyrosine-protein kinase erbB-4-like. Gene Ontology annotation, biological process: positive regulation of cell population proliferation; cell surface receptor protein tyrosine kinase signaling pathway; positive regulation of kinase activity. The coding region runs from base 1 to 708 and encodes 235 amino acids. Gene Ontology annotation, molecular function: epidermal growth factor receptor binding; transmembrane receptor protein tyrosine kinase activity. The transcript is spliced from 6 exons. The record is from RefSeq and is a predicted model, not a curated record. NCBI's taxonomy places the organism in Eukaryota, Metazoa, Chordata, Mammalia, Rodentia, Muridae. Gene Ontology annotation, cellular component: basal plasma membrane; signaling receptor complex.